Manduca sexta (tobacco hornworm) is the source of this 2269-nucleotide messenger RNA. Its product is annotated as cytochrome P450 9e2. The coding region runs from base 103 to 1698 and encodes 531 amino acids. The record is from RefSeq and is a predicted model, not a curated record. Gene Ontology annotation, molecular function: iron ion binding; heme binding; monooxygenase activity. The transcript has 11 exons. Lineage: Eukaryota; Metazoa; Arthropoda; Insecta; Lepidoptera; Sphingidae.
UCCGCGUAGUGUACACGUAUCAAAUCUGUUUUAACCGCCUACAAAAAAAGGAGGUCAUCAAUUCGACGUGAAUUUUGCCUUUACGCUGUGUAACUAAUCAGUAUGUUGUUGAUAAUAUGGGCGUUGGUGCUGGUGGCUGCAGCGGUGGAAUACAUCAGACGUACAUACACUCUGUUUACCAGGCAAGGAGUCAAGCAGAUCGCCCCCGUCCCACUGCUGGGGGACAUGACACCGCUUCUCUUAAGAAAAGAGCAUUUCACUAAACAUAUGGAGAGAAUAUAUAACGAAAACUCUGGUGAAAGGUUUGUGGGGCGCUACGAAUUUACCAAGCCGACACUAUUUUUGCGCGACAUCGAGCUGUUAAAGAAGAUCACUGUGAAAGACUUCGAGCACUUCCUGGACCACAAGACGUUUAUAGACGAACAUACGGAUACUAUGUUCGGCAGGAGCCUCUUUUCUUUGAAAGGUCAAGAAUGGAAGGAUAUGCGCUCCACCCUAAGCCCCGCGUUCACCAGCUCCAAGAUGAAGCUCAUGAUGCCAUUCAUGGUGGAAGUGGGCGAGCAAAUGAUACAGGCGUUGAAGAAAAAGAUUACAGAUUCCGGAGUUGGCUACGUAGACAUUGACUGUAAAGACCUGACGACGCGCUACGCCAAUGACGUGAUCGCUUCCUGUGCCUUCGGGCUGAAAGUGGACUCCAUAACGGAGGAGAAUAAUCAAUUCUACGCGAUGGGCAAAACUGCUUCCACAUUCACCUUCAAACAGAACCUCGUAUUCUUUGCAUAUUCAGUCAUCCCUAAGAUAAUACAGAUGCUGAACAUAACGUUUGUUAGUGACGAAACUAAAAACUUCUUUACCGACCUGGUGACAAGUACAAUGAAGGACAGAGUGGCCAGGCACAUCAUCAGGCCUGAUAUGAUCAACAUCCUCAUGGAGGUCAAGAAGGGAAAAAUAUCUCACGAAGAAAACUCUACCAAAGAUAUUGACGCUGGAUUUGCUACUGUCGAAGAAUCUGCUGUAGGCUUGAAAGAAGUUAACAGAGUAUGGUCUGACGAUGAUCUCGUCGCGCAAGCGUUCCUGUUCUUCAUCGCUGGUUUCGAGACCGUGUCAUCAGCGAUGUCGUUCCUCCUCCAUGAAAUCGCAGUGAACCCUGACGUCCAAGAGCGGUUGUACCAGGAGAUCAAAGACAACAAGGCGAAUAACGGAGGGAAGUUCGACUACAACUCCAUACAGCAAUUGAAGUAUAUGGAUAUGGUGGUUUCGGAGACACUAAGGCUCUGGCCCCCAGCAGUUAUUCUAGACAGGCUAUGCAUCAAGGAUUACAACAUGGGCAAGCCUAACAACAAAGCUGACAAGGAUUUCAUAUGUCGCAAAGGUCAGAGUCUAGUUAUUCCUGUAUGGGCGCUCCACAGAGACCCCCAAUACUUCCCGAACCCAGACAAGUUUGACCCUGAGCGAUUCUCCGACGAGAACAAACACAACAUCAAGCCUUUUACAUACUUACCCUUCGGCUUGGGACCCAGAAAUUGUAUUGGAUCGAGGUUCGCUCUGAUUGAAGUCAAGGUAAUGAUGUACCUGCUCCUAGAACACUUGGAAGUAUCCCCGUGCGAGAAGACCUGCAUACCAGCCGUGCUAGACAAGUCCACGUUCAGCAUGAUGAUGCAUGGUGGACACUGGAUCCGGCUGAAAGUCAGACAGUGAUAAAGGGAUCCCGGAUUUCAACUCAUUCAUUUAAUUCGAGUCAUUUAUAAGGCAGGUUCUACAUAUAUGAUAUUCAUGAAAGUAGAUGAACUUUAAAUUAUAAAAUAGUGCAAACGAUUCCGUAGCCUCUAUCUACUUCUGUAGAAUAGAGGUGUGAUAUUAAAUGUAUUAAGUAGUUUGAAUAGUCCAGAUUUGACUUAUUAGUUGCGUAAAUUUGUUUACGUAAGUUUUUAUUAUAUUUUUGUAGGUGAUGAUGAUUAGGCACUAGGAUUUAUCGCCGCAACUGUCAAUCACUUGAGAAUAACUUGAACAAAAUUGAUUUGUAUAACGUUUAGUUGAGCUGUCAGUGUCAUAGCAAUUGUAUGGAAAAUAAAUAUUCAGCACUGCGCUGCCAUUUUAUUUUUUCUUGCAAUAAAACGUCUGUGUAGAUUAUAAAAUGCGCAUAACAUGAAUUACCUACGUCUUUACAAUUGUACAUUAAUAUUGUAUAUAAAAAAGAUAAUAUUCUAAAAUGAAUAAUAGGUAGAUACGAUAUUAAAAAUAUCAAAUAAUAAUAUGACGUUGCUUUGUA